Rodentolepis nana is the source of this 624-nucleotide messenger RNA. The record is from the annotation of a GenBank genome assembly. Lineage: Eukaryota; Metazoa; Platyhelminthes; Cestoda; Cyclophyllidea; Hymenolepididae.
AUGCGAAAGCAACUUAUGAUGGUUCUCAGCAGCAUCCCACUAAUCUUUCAAAAAUAUACCGCACCAAUGACUCCCUCACCAAGUGGCCUCAUUGAUGUUGCUAAGUUAACUACUUUGCAACCUGAAAGACUAGACGAAUUCCAUGAACCCUUUUACGAAGAAAUAGUUGAGGGGGCAGAGGCUACAACGACCGUUGAACAGCGACCAGCUCGAGUCCAAUCUGCCAGCCUUCUUCACACGACCCAAUUCCCAGAUCACGUUCUUAUUGAUUUCAGGGAGACCCAUCGCUCUCUCUCUCUCUCUCUCUCUCGCAAGUCAUGCAGUGCUGCGGCAGACGAGAAGAUUACUGAUGCUUUUAAGAGACUGCCUUCUAAUGACAUCACUCCGGUAAGAUCCCAAAAGUGGCACUACUCCCUACACAGACGUCAUCUGCACCGACUUUACAACUUCCUUCUCUUUCAUGAAAUUCUGCCUUCCACUACCCGUGGGGCAAUGAGAAGGGCGAUUGAAGACGUUCGUCACCAACCACCAGACCAACAGUCGCGGUGCUCACCAAGCGGAGUCCUGGUUGGUACCAUCGAUAACUUGUCUCCAUUCUCCUUUCCCCUUUCUGUUCUCUUUUGA